AUGGUUGGUAGCAUUGAUCCUCUUGGACUCCGGUCGGGUUGUUUACGGGUUGAGAACGUGACCUGGUGCAAGCCCACUCAGUCUGCGUGGCUCAGAGAAGUCCACAACACUCGUUAUUUUGGAAACAAAGUCCGCCUUCCCUUGAAACGACGCGUCGUUUCGUAUUGUGCUUAG
Messenger RNA from Dovyalis caffra, 174 nucleotides. The record is from the annotation of a GenBank genome assembly. NCBI's taxonomy places the organism in Eukaryota, Viridiplantae, Streptophyta, Magnoliopsida, Malpighiales, Salicaceae.